AUGGCGGAAGAGGAAGAGACACUCUACGAAUAUUUUUGGGAUUUAGCUUCACUGGAUAGUUAUAUACGCCAGAAAACUGCCAAAGCUUUAAUCACGCAUCUCGAUGAAUGCUUCAGAAAUCAUGGCAAAUUGGUUACAAUUCCGGACAAAUUAUCCACUAAUUGCGAAGAUUUCAUAACAGCAUCGGAAGUAAUUGAACAAUAUUACGGGCCCGACAUUGCAUAUUCUCUGAUCAGAUUAACUAGAGGAUUGCCCAGUCCGCGAGAGGGUGCAAGACAUGGAUUUGCAUUAGCAUUAACAGAGUUGCUGUCGAACCUGCAAACGAUUACUGUUGAUUUAGUUAUUAUUUUCAUUGAUGAUGCAUGUCCGUUUACAUCGACCAAAGAACAGGAAGAUCCGAAUAAUCUUAUAGGACGCGUUCUCGGCUACAUGAGCAUUAUCAGAUCAGGAAUUUUGUGGCGUACUAACGCAACGAUAAAAGAUUACAAGACGAUAAUAGACGGGUUGGUAAAAUGCUCAGAAUGCAAAUCAUAUAUUAAAGAGAUAUGCUAUCAUGUGAUGAUUGGCUCACUAUCUCAGUUGAAAAAGACAAAGUAUGAGAAAGAUGCAUUGAAAUAUCUAAUAGAACAGGUUCUGGAUAACGCCGGUCAGGGCAUACAAAAUUCCGAUACCUUAAAUUUAGCUCUAGCAAUUCAGGAACAGUAUCCAGAUAUACACAAGAAUUCAGAUUGGAAAGAUUUGGUUAUUGACAAGGCACCUGAUUCUCUUGUACGUUGGGAAAAUCCGUUCAUAUUACACCACGACAAUAUGAGCAAGAUUGCCGAAUGCUUACAAGCGCGACCAAAGCAAGACUCGAGUGACGAUCAAAACCAAGAGUCACAGUUUCAUUCGGUAUGGAAUCGCAUCUUGUCGGUGUACAUAAACAAUAAGACACCGAGCAGUAAACAAAAGGGUGCAAAAAACAAAAUAGUACCUUUCAGCACGUUUUGGAAAGAAAUUGUCGAUAAUGGAUUGUUCGCCACGGAGUCAACGCAUAAACGUCGAUUCUGGGGCUUUCAGUUUUUUGAAAAAUGUCUUUUAUCGCUGUCGAAGGAGCACGUAGAAAGUCUAUUUACAUCAAAUUUCAUGCGAUCUUUGACAAACCACCUGGUGGACGAAUCGAGAUAUUUACAUGAAGCAGCUGCUCGCACGUUUGAAGUUAUCUGUCAACGUGCAAAGGAGGAUAAUGAAAUCGUUAUUGUAUUAAUCAAAGAACUUGUUGGAAAAGAUGAAUCCCGAAACUUUGACGACUUUACGAAAGGGAAUAACCUAAAGAAGUUGACAUCGUGUUUAGAUUCUCAAGGGUUGAUUACGUACUUGAACUACCUGAAGAGCAUUGUCUUGAAUCAAGAUAUACCCUCAACGGCAAGUUUCGAUAAGUACCGUCGAUGGACAAUUGACCAAAUGUAUGGGCUAGUGCGUAAUACCACAUCCGAACGAAAAGAAGAAUUGGUGAAGUCUAUUUUGGGUCUUUACAUCGCUUCCGGUUUCUUUCGAGUAAAGGAAAUUGUCGAAGACAAUCCCAAGAGAAAGCGGACAAAUACUUCUAGGAAAUCUUCAAAGAAAGUCAAGCUAAACACGGGAGAAGGAGCAGAAGCUGACCAAGAAAAAAGUGAAGAAUUUAUUUUAGAAUACGUUUCGGCGAAACCAGAAUUGUCCCAAUCAAUUCGAGAAUUGUUGCGCAAGAGGCUUUUCAAUGUACUCGGAGAGCUGAACAAGAUAAAACCUUCCAAUUCUGAAAAUGUCAAAAAUGACAGCACCACAAGUAACGGCAAUGCUUGGGCAUACUAUGCACUCAAACAAGUUUUGAAACUGGAGAACGAUUCGAGGUUCGAAUUGCUAAUUAGUUUGGAUGAAGAAACGCAACGAGUUAAGCAGACUGCGGUUGAUUGUAUCGAAACCAUUGAGAAACAAAUUAAGAAACCGUCAAAGAAUUCAACGCAAAAUGUAUUGUCUCAGUAUAUAGCCUUUGAAUGGCUUUUUUCGCAUACGGCUCUUUGGUUAUUUGCCGAACCACUAGAAGCUAAAUCGAUAUUAGAGGAUCUGCAAGUGUGUUAUCAGAAGGUGUUUAAGCAGUCAAAAAGACCAAGAAGAAGAAAAAAGGGUGACGAUGACAUGGAAGAAGAUCCUGAACCUAUUGAUGUGUUGGUAGAUAUAUUACUAGGUUUUUUGGGGAAACCCUCUGUAUUGUUGAGACAUUUGACCGAACAAGUGUUCGAAGUAUUUUGCGAUCAAAUGACCAAGACGGCACUAGAUUUACUAUUAAGUGUAAGAAAUAAUAUUCCUGCUGCUGUUACUUUUUCACUCGAGGGAUUUGAAGAUUUAUAUUGA
Paraglomus brasilianum is the source of this 2370-nucleotide messenger RNA. The record is from the annotation of a GenBank genome assembly. NCBI's taxonomy places the organism in Eukaryota, Fungi, Glomeromycota, Glomeromycetes, Paraglomerales, Paraglomeraceae.